GUCCAUCCUUUUUUGCUUCGACCAAGGCGGCGCGAAGAUGGAUGCGUUGACGAAAGCGUUAGUGUACGAUUAUCUGAGUUCAGUUGACAAAUCCUUGGCUUCGAAGUACAGAAGAAAUAAGUCGAAGGCGGCAGAGGAAUCGUCCAGCGACUCCGAAGAAGAAGAACCGGAAACCAAGCCCCGCCGCGAAAUCGCCGGCCGGACGCCCUCGAAAGUUCUUCCCGCGAAAAAACAAGAUUCAAGCAGUAGUUCUGAUUCAGAAGAAGACGACCCAAAAAACAAAGCGGCGUUGAAGAAACCAGCACCGAACAGGGCGAAGCAGCCACUGAGGAUCGCCCUCAAGGUAAACCAGGACGCUGACAGCUCCGAUUUCGCCGUCUGCCGUGAAGGCAAAGGUAUCGCCACAGAAGAAGGCAGCUGUGCCGCCUCAAAAAAAAAGGCAGAGUCAUCAAGUUCCGAAAGCGAUUCUGACGAUGAGCCACAGGCCAAGGCACCAGCGAAGCAGACGCCAGCUAAGAAAACGCCAGCAAAGCAGAAACCCGUUAGGAGCUUCAAAGACGCCAGCUAAGGCUCCCACAGAAAAAGGAAUCCUUCUUCCGACAGCAGUAGUGAAGAGGACGAAAAGCCUCCGGCAAAAAAGCCCGUCGGCGCUCAAACUCCGGCAAAGACUCCGCGAAGAAGCUGCCGAGUCGUCCUCUCAGAGAGCAGCAGUGAGGACGAGAAACCGACUGGGAAAGUAGCAGCCGCAACUACCAAAGCCAGCGCCGAAGAAAGCGCCACAGAAAGAUGAAUCUCGUCUGAUAGUAGCGAAGACGAGACGCCAGCGGCUGCGACGCCGAAGCCAAAGCCGGGGACGAAGCCAGCAGCAAAAAAAGCGAAUCGGCUUCCGACAGCAGCUUCCGAGGAAGAAAAGCCGCCCACAAAGAAACAGAAGCAGUCUACCCCCGCACCUCCAAAGAAGGAGUCCUCGUCCAACGACAGCAGCAGCGACGAAGACGAGCGGCCAAGAAAGCCAGUAGCCAAGCCGGCAGCCACGAAGCAGACGCCCAAGAAGGCGGACUCUUCGUCCGACAGCAGCGAGGAGGAGGAGGAGGAAAAGAAGCCGGUGGCCAAGCCAAGCCCUGCACCGGCUCAGAAGAAGCAAAAGAAGAAGAAGAAAAAAGAUAGAGGCGACACGAAUGCCGAGGGAGAAAUGAACGGUGGCGGAGUCCAGAAGAAGCGGGCGAGUUCGCCGUUCCGGAGGGUGAAGUCCGAGAGCGUGAAGCUGGACCCGAAGUUGCAGGACAACUCCUUCGAGGCAAAGGCCGGAGCGAGGGGCUCCUGCGAGAAGGCCCACAGCGUCCUGAAGAACGUCAAGGGCCGAGACUUCAGGCACGAAAAGACGAAAAAGAAGCGCGGGACAUACAGCGGCGGCGCCAUCGACACUUCCGUAAACUCGAUCAAGUUUGAGGAUUGAUUGAUUGAUGAUUGUGUUGUUGUACAGAGCUGAAUGCAAUAUCGGAACACUGUUUCACCUUAUUCCACGUCGAUUUUCAUCAUUACACAUGCUGUUGUCGCAUACUCCGGUUCGUUCUAAUAAAAUAGUGUCCGAGA
Ornithodoros turicata is the source of this 1593-nucleotide messenger RNA. RefSeq names its product nucleolar and coiled-body phosphoprotein 1-like. The record is from RefSeq and is a predicted model, not a curated record. Gene Ontology annotation, cellular component: nucleolus; nucleoplasm. NCBI's taxonomy places the organism in Eukaryota, Metazoa, Arthropoda, Arachnida, Ixodida, Argasidae.